Messenger RNA from Drosophila teissieri, 322 nucleotides. RefSeq lists its product as uncharacterized. The coding region runs from base 71 to 322 and encodes 83 amino acids. Lineage: Eukaryota; Metazoa; Arthropoda; Insecta; Diptera; Drosophilidae. The transcript has 2 exons. The record is from RefSeq and is a predicted model, not a curated record.
CAGUCGUCCGACUAGCAGCCUAGUGACAAUAUCUCCCAGUCAAGUUGCAAAUCUAAAACCAAAUACCAAAAUGUUCCGCAUUAUCGCUGUGUUCUUCGCCCUGGUUGCCGUGGCUUUCGCUGCUCCUGGCUACAUCGAGCCCUCUUACGGAGUGAUCCCUGUGGCUAGCGUGGUGCCCGUGGUGAAGUCCGUGCCGGUGGUGAAACACGUUCCGGUGGUGCAGCACGUCCCAGUGGUGAAGCAUGUGCCAGUGGUGCAGCAUGUGCCUGUGCUGAAGUCCUACGCUGUUCCCGCCUACGGACACCACAUCUACCACGGUUAA